AUGGGCGGCCGCGGCGUCCCCCUGUGCGCCGCGCAACCAGCGGUGGCAGAGGGUGGCCCGGCCCGGGAGCCGCUGCAGCUGGUGGAGGUGGCCCCCCGCAAGAGGCUGCCCGCCGGGCCCGAGCAGGACCCAUGUGGCAGCCGUCCUGCGCCCGAGGGUGCCGGGGCGGGUGCAGAGCAGGGCCACUUGGCCGUUGGAGGUGGCUGGUGCCGCCACUGCCACACGAAGCUCGCCGAGCUCAAGCGACAGGCAUGGAAGCUGGUCAAUGGGCCCGGGACACCCCUCCGGGACCCCUGCCUCUCUGCUCUGCUUCUCGACAAGCUCCCGGCGCCCGGCGCUCUGUCUUCAUACCGCCCAGAGGCCGAGCGCCGCUGUGACGUCUGUGCCACCCACCUGCACCAGCUCACGCGGGAGGCCCUGCGGCUGCUCCAGGCUCCCGCUGGCUGCGAGGACCUUGACGGCCCUCACGGAGGCCCUGGCCCUGCGCCAUCCAGCCCCAGCUCCACGACCAGCCCGAGGGACGUGCCCGUGGUGAUGGGCCCAGCUGGGAGGCAGCCGGGCCGUGUGGGGCCAGACAGGAGGAAGGGGCUGGCCUGGCCGUCCGGGCCCAGUGUCCAGGUGUCGGUGGCACCUGCCGGCCUGGGCGGGGCACUGAGCACAGUCACUAUCCAGGCUCAGCAGUGCCUGGAGGGCAUGUGGAGUGUCUCAAAGGUCAACAGCUUCCUGCCACCGUCGUGCCUGGCAGAAGCAGCGGUGGCUGCCGUGGCGGUGGCAGACACGGUCCGAGACGGCCCUCCCCCCGUGGGCCCUGACGGCGUGUCGAAGAUGUGGGGCCGAGGUGGGGCCUGCACAGCGGCCCUGGUCUCCCCAGCCCCGGGCACCCCGGCCAGGGGCUCCACGGGCCCGUCGGCUGCGGCCUCCUUCUUCGUCAGGGCUGCCCAGAAGCUCAGUCUGGCCUCCAAGCGCAAGAAGCCUCACCCGCCGCCAGCCCCCGCCACCCGAGGCACCUCCACCUACCCCACGGACUUCAGUGGGGUCCUGCAGCUGUGGCCACCGCCCGUGCCUCCCUGCCUGCUCAGGGCUGCCUCCAAGGCCAAGGACAACCCCAGCAGUGUUGGAAAGGUGAAGGUCAUGCUUCGGGUCUGGCCCGCCCAGGGGGCCCAGCGCUCCUCCGAAUCCACGUCCUUCCUGAAGGUGGAUGCCAGGAAGAAGCAGGUGACCCUUUAUGACCCGGCUGCCGGGACCCCGGGAAGCACGGGCCCCCGGCGCGCUGCCACCACGGCCGUCCCCAAGAUGUUUGCCUUUGACGCCGUCUUCCCGCAGGACUCGGAGCAGGCCGAGGUCUGCUCCGGGACGGUGGCUGAUGUACUCCAGUCUGUGGUCAGUGGGACUGAUGGUUGCAUUUUUUCGUUCGGCCAUACAAGCCUCGGCAAGUCUUACACCAUGAUCGGGAAGGACAGCUCGCCCCAGAGCCUGGGCAUCGUGCCCUGUGCCAUCUCCUGGCUCUUCAGACUCAUCGAGGAGCUCAAGGAGAGGACAGGCACCCGCUUCUCCGUCCGCGUCUCGGCCGUGGAGGUGUGCGGCCGGGACCAGAGCCUGCGGGACCUGCUGGCCGAGGUGGCCUCCGGCAGCCUCCAGGACGCCCAGUCCCCGGGCGUGUACCUGCGGGAGGACCCGGUCUGCGGGGCGCAGCUGCAGAACCAGAGCGAGCUGCGCGCGCCCACGGCGGAGAGGGCGGCCUUCUACCUGGACGUGGCCCUGGCCGCCCGCAGCGCCAGCCGCGCCAGCUGCCCCGAGGACGCCCGGAGCAGCUCCCACAUGCUCUUCACGCUGCACGUGUACCAGUACCGCGUGGAGAAGUGCGGCAAGGGGGGAAUGUCGGGGGGCCGCAGCCGCCUGCACCUCAUUGACCUGGGCAGCUGUGAGGGGGCGCCCAGCAGGAGCGGGGAGGCCUCCGGGAGCCCCGCGUGCCUGUCCCUGCCGGCCUUGGGCAGUGUCAUCUUGGCGCUGGUCAGCGGAGCCAAACACGUGCCCUACAGGGAGCACAGGCUCACCGUGCUGCUGCGGGAGGCCCUGGCCACCACCAGCUGCCACACCACCAUGAUCGCCCAUGUCUCAGACGCCCCGGCCUGCCACGCGGAGACGCUCAGCACUGCACAGCUGGCCGCCCGCAUCCACCGUCUGCGCAGGAGGAAGGUCAAGUACACGUCCAGCUCCUCCGGCGGGGACAGCUCCUGCGAGGAGGGGCGCCCCCGCCGCCCCCCAGCCCUGCCGCCUCUCCACCCUCGCUCCGAGGGCCUGCACCCUGACCGCCUGGCGCUCAGCUCGCCCGGUGACCCCGACUACUCGUCCAGCAGCGAGCAGUCCUGCGACACAGUCAUUUACGUGGGGCCGGGCGGGGUGGCCCUGUCAGACCGCGAGCUCACGGACCACGAGGGCCCCCCAGACUUCGUGCCCAUCGUCCCCGCGCUGAGCCGCCGCCGCCCCUCGGGAAGCCCGCGGGACGCCGACCACCUGCGCUGCAGCACGUUCGCCGAGCUGCAGGAGCGGCUGGAGUGCAUCGGCGGCAGCGAGGGCCCCUCCGGAGCCCCGGCCAGCCCCGCCCGGGCAGGCAGGAAGCCCUCGCUGCCCGAGGCCCUGGCCCCCCGGACGGCCGUGGACGCCCUGCCGGCUGCCAGCACGCCUCACGGCUGCCCCGGCCCAGACACCCACCGGGGUGCCCCGGAGCCCUCCAAGGCUGCGGCUGACCAGAGGGCGGAUGGCAGCGCCAGGCCUGAGCUGCUUGGGCUGGACAGGGUCACAGGGGGCAGAGGCAGGAGGCCACUGCCCAGCCCAGCCCCUCCACCUCCUGGGCAGCCGGACCUUGGCCGAGCCCCAGAUGAGCCUGAAGGUGGGGGUGCUGACAGCGCAGUCCGGACACCCCCAGUGGGUAUGAGCGGGCAGGGGGGCCGCCCCCGCCCGCCUGCACGGGGCGGUGUGGAGCGCGGCCUGCUGACCACCACGGUGACCCUGCAGCAGCCCGUGGAGCUGAACGGCGAGGACGAGCUGGUGUUCACGGUGGUGGAGGAGCUGUCCCUGGGGGGGCGCCCCGCCAGCCUGGCCAGCUUCAGCAGCGGCUGCUCCCUGCAGGCCCUGGCCUCAGGUUCCCGGCCCGUGAGCAUCAUCAGCAGCAUCAAUGAUGAAUUUGACGCCUGUACCACGCAGGCCCUCGGCUCCUCCGGCGGCUCCUGGCUUGGCGGGGUCGGCGUCUGCACCCCUGACAGUCUGGGCCCCACACCGCGGCUGCCCUCUCCGGCCAGCCCGGGCCCUUUUAGCCCCGACUCACCAGCAGGGCCCGGCCCUCUGGGCCCCUCGAUCCCGGACAGCUCCCCGGAGGACUGCAGCUUGGGGUUCUCAGAGCGUGGUCGGCUGGACAGUCCUGGCCCCAUGGUGGCAGCAGCCCCCGCCCGGCCUGGCAGGGUGGCCCAAGCCGCGUUGCCACGUGGGGCCGCCUCAGCACAGACCAUCCACUCCAGCCUUCCCCGCAAGCCCAGAACCACCUUGACGUCCAGUUGCGCGGGCUGCCCUCACCUGGCCCUGAGCCCGCCGGGCCCCGGGGGCCUGUUCGAGGACCCCUGGCUGCCCCGGGGAGAGGGGUGUGGCACACUCCAGGUGGCCUCUGCCAGCAGGACCCCCAGCCCGGCCCCGGUGCUGGCUUGCGCCCGGAGGGUGGUGGAUGGCUGUGAGGUGGCAGCCAGGGUGGCCCACAGGCCGGAGGCCGUGGCUCAGGUCCCACCGCUGCGGAGGGGGGCCACCACCCUGGGUGUGACCACGCCUGCUGCGUUCUGUGGGGAUGUCCCAGCUGAGGCAGCGGCCUGCUUGGCCAGCCCAAAGGCUGCCCCCAGAAAGAGUGUGGCCCCCAAGGGGACCCCAUUCCCUAGGCCCGGCGGGUCAGCGCCUCCGGCCCCGCCCGUUCGCAAGUCCAGCCUGGAGCCCAAGACCAGCCAGGUGCCCACCCCUCUCCCGGCCGGGGGUGUGGUCCGGACUGGGGCUGCCGCCUUCCGGGCAGAGGAGGAGGCCAGGCCUAGCGGCCGAGCUGACCACUCCGUCUCCAGGGCUGCGUCCAGUCUGAAGGCCCGGGCUGGCAAGGCCGAGGCUGCGUGCCGUCCCGCCACCCACGGGUCCCUGGAGCGGUGCGAGGGGCCAGGGCAUGGCGGCGGCAAGGCCAGGGAGGCUGCUGGGAGGCCCGCUCGGGCUGUGCCCAGGCUAGGCGUGCCGCCCACCAGCCCUACGCCCGGGCCCACUUCUGCCUGUAGGGGCAGCCCAGCCAGGAGCCUGGGGACCCCCAAGUCCCCAGCUGGUGGGAGCAAGGGCCGCAGUCUGGCCCCCAGCGGGUCGAGGGCUCUGGGUGCUUCUGCAAAGCCUCUGGCCCCAGUGGCAGGCAGGGCCCCGGGUGGCUCUAUGGCAGGUCCUCGGGCGGCUCCACGGGCGGCAGCUGGCGUGGGGGCCAAGGCCAGCCGGGGCACCAUCAUGGGCACCAAGCAGGCGCUCCGGGCCGCCCACAGCCGUGUGAACGAGCUGGCGGCCAGCGGAUCCCCGGGCAGAGGCGGCCCCUCCUGGGGCUCUGCGGACUCCGACAGCGGCAACGACAGCGGCGUGAACGUGGGCGAGGAGCGGCUGCCCACGGGCCCCACGCUGCCCUCCCCCUACAGCAAGGUGACAGCCCCGCGGCGGCCCCAGCGCUACAGCAGCGGCCACGGCAGCGACAACAGCAGCGUGCUGAGCGGGGAGCUGCCGCCCGCCAUGGGCCGCACGGCCCUGUUCUACCACAGUGGGGGCAGCAGCGGCUACGAGAGCAUGAUGCGCGACAGCGAGGCCACCGGCAGCGCGUCCUCCGCGCCCGACUCCAUGAGCGACAGCGGGGCCGCCUCCCCGGGCUCCCGCGCCCGCAGCCUCAAGUCCCCCAAGAAGAGGGCCACAGGCCUGCAGCGGAGACGGCUGGUCCCAGCCCCGCUGCCCGACGCCGCUGCCCUGGGCCGCAAGCCCAGUCUCCCCGGGCAGUGGGUGGACCUGCCCCUGCCCCUGGGGGCCUCGCUGAAGGAGCCCUUCGAGAUCAAGGUGUACGAGAUCGACGACGUGGAGCGCCUGCAGCGGCACCGGCCACCCCCGCGGGAGGCUCCCGCCCAGGGCCUGGCGUGCCUGAGUGCGAAGCUGCGGCUGGCCGAGCGCAGGCAGCAGAGGCUGCGGGACGUGCAGGCCAAGCACGAACUGCUGUGCGUGGAGCUGGCCGAGACGCAGGGCCGGCUGAUGGUGGAGCCCGGCCGCUGGCUGGCGCAGUUCGAGGUGGACCCCGAGCUGGAGCCCGAGUCAGCCGAGUACCUGGCGGCCCUGGAGCGUGCCACGGCCGCCCUGGAGCAGUACGUGAACCUGUGCAAGGCCCACGUGAUGAUGGUCACCUGCUUCGACAUCAGCAUCACCACCCCAGCGGCCACCUCGGGGCCGCAGGAGGUGGACGUCUGA
Molecule: messenger RNA, 5499 nt
Organism: Molossus molossus (Pallas's mastiff bat)
Lineage: Eukaryota; Metazoa; Chordata; Mammalia; Chiroptera; Molossidae
Gene: KIF26A
Product: kinesin family member 26A
Exons: 15
Coding region: 1-5499 (1832 amino acids)
Biological process (GO): microtubule-based movement
Molecular function (GO): microtubule binding; microtubule motor activity; ATP binding
Source: RefSeq, a predicted model, not a curated record